AUACAAAAUUAACAGAAAAUGAAAUUUUAUAUAAAGAUGUAUCUAAACUUUACCCAGAAAGCCAUAGUGCUGUAGCAAGUAUUUAUCAAAUUCUAAACCAUGAACUAGGUGACCAAAGUUUACUUCGUAUACAAUAUAAGAGCUGCAAAAUUAAAAAACAAUUAUUUUGGGAAUGUACUUACUUAGUUUCUUGGCCUACAAAAAUGUCAUUUACUGCAAUGAAGGAAUCUAAAAAGUCUGCUUCAAAUGAGGCAGCAUUCAGGUGUUUAUGCUGGUUGCAUGAGCAAGGUAGAUUAAAGGGUAAUAAACCGAUAAUAUAUACGAAAGACGAAAUACAAGCUAAAUCGCACAAACCUGUUCCUAUUCAUUUGGAUUCUGACGUUUUGAAGGAAGUCAAAGAAUUGCUUCAAAUAUACAAAGUGGAUGUGAAAAAUAUAAUUGAAUCUCCUAAAUCAAGCAAUGAUCUUUUUACUUUGCACAAAGGAAAUGACAUCGAUAAAAUAUCUACAUCAUUGUCGUAUUGCUGUAAACGUAAUGAAUUACUUCAAGAUAGAUUAUCUAAAAUGGUUAACGAGUAUAUUGAUCUUCCUAUUUUGCAAUAUAAGGAAGAAAUACUCGAGAAAUUGAAAAAUAAUAACAUUUUAUUAAUUAGAGGUAGUACGGGUUGUGGUAAAACAACACAAGUUCCUCAAUUUAUAAUGGAUUCUUAUAUAAAACAGGGAAAUGCUACAGAGUGUAAUGUUUUGAUAUCGCAGCCUCGCAGAAUUUCUGCUAUUUCUUUAGCAGAACGUAUUGCUUCAGAAAGAGGAGAAACUGUUGGGGAUGUAGUGGGAUAUUGUGUACGAUUACAGAAACAAUAUCCACAGUUUCCUGGUGGAAUGCUUUUUUGUACCACUGGUAUUUUAUGUCAAAUAAUACAGAACAAUCCUAAUUUGAAAGGAUACAGCCAUGUUAUUUUGGAUGAAGUUCACGAACGUACAAUGGAAAUUGACAUACUUUUUGUUUUACUUAAAAGAGCGCUUUUAAAUAAUCCCUCAUUGAAACUUAUUGUUAUGUCUGCGACUAUUAACACUGAAUUAUUUUCAAAAUAUUUAAAUUGUGAUACGAUUGAUGUACACGGUAAGAUGUUCCCUGUUAAAAUGCAUUUCCUCGAAGAUUUUAAGAAUAUAUUACCUACGCCAGGAAAACAAAAGAAUCUGGAUUUCCAUGAAAAUGAUAUAAAUAAAAAUACAGAUUUACUAACGAUUAAUUCCCAAGAAAUUGUAAGUCUUAUAAAAUGGAUUCUUAAUAAAAAAUCACCUGGUACAAUAUUAUGCUUCUUGCCAGGAUGGUUUGAAAUUAAGAAUGUGAAAUCUUUACUUACGAUGGAUAAUUCAAUAAAACAAAAAUUGUUGAUACUUCAGCUUCACUCUAAAUUAUCGAUUGGUAAACAGCACAGAAUAUUUGAUCCAGCACCAGAGAACACUAUAAAAAUUAUUUUAGCUACAGAUAUUGCUGAGACUGGAAUUACAGUUCCUGAUGUUGUAUAUGUGAUAGAUACUACUAUUAAAAAUAAUCCUAUAUGGGAUAAUAACAAACUUAGUAUUCAGUCUCAAAGAAUAUCACAAGCAAAUAUACAACAAAGAAAAGGAAGAGCUGGUCGAGUACAAGCUGGUGAAAGUUAUCAUUUUAUAACAGAAAAGGAAUAUAAUAAUUUACGCUCUAAUCCAUUGCCUGAGAUAUUAUUCAGUCCUCUGGAAACAAUAAUUAUUAAUAUUAAAUGUCAUACUGAUGAGAAGUUUGCACAAUUUUGUGAACAUAUGAUUGAACCACCUAGUCGGACAGUAAUAUAUAAUGCAUUAAAAACAUUAAUGCAAUUAGAUAUUAUUGAUGAACAUGAACAUUUAACUCCAUUAGGAAAACGAUUAGCAUAUAUUUCUAUACAUCCGUCUUUAGGCAAAGCUCUAAUUCUUUCAACAAUUUUUAAAUGCUCAGAACCUGUGCUAUCUAUUGCUACACUUAAUUCCAUGGACCAAGAUAUUUUUGUAAACACAUUAAUUGAUAAAUCUUCUAAAAAAGAAGUUAAGGAGCUUUAUCAUCAAACAAGUGAUCAUCUUGCUGUGGCUAAGUUAUAUGAAGAAUGGGAAAAACAUUCGAAUGAAAGCUAUUAUAAAAAUGAAUUGUUCUGUAAUGAAAAGAAUAUUAAUCCUUUCCGGAUGCAAUUAUUUAUGAAAAUACGUGAUAUGAUUUCUAAUAGAUUGCAGAUCUAUGGUAUACAAAAUCAUGAUCAUAGCUAUGAUUUAGAAAUACCUCCAAGUAAAGAUACAUACUGUGACGAAUUGAUUUGUGGCAUUAUGUUGUCUUCUACGAAUAAGUUAAUUCAAAAAAAUGAUCUUUCUUAUUACAGAGGUAUUUUUAAAAAAAGAACUGAAUUUAAAAAUGAGAGUAAUCGUCCAGCUAAGAUAAUGAUAGAAAGUGUGAACUAUAAAAGAACAUCUUGGCCUAGCUCAUAUUUGACGUAUCUUCAUGGUGUGAAUCGUGAAAAAAUACCUUACAUGCUAGUAUAUAAUUCUAGCAUAAUAUCUCCCUUAACCAUUUUACUUUUCGGUACAGGUUGCAUACGUAACGAACCCAAAAACGACUCUGAUAAUCAGGAAACUAUCACUUUUAUAUUAGAAGGACGGAAGACACUGAAGUUUUCAUGUACAUCAGAGGAAGUAGAAAUGCUUAUAUCAUUCCGUAAAGUUAUUUGGUCUGUAGUCAAUUAUUUUCUUACAAUAGAUAAUCGUUGUUCCAGUUUGGAUAAUGAAUUAAGUUUUAUGAAUGAGUACAGAUCAGAAAUGUUACGAGUACUUUCUAAAAUGUUAGAUACAAGUGCUAAAGAAAAUAAAAAGGUACAAUAAUAGAAAUCGAUGAUUAUUAAAUGACAAAAAAAAACAAAUAUCAAAUGAUUAGUCAAUGUGCGUGCGCUUUCCUAUUCGUAUAAGUUUUCUAAUAUCAUACAAAAACAAAUAUCUACAUCUGUAUAAUAUGUUCGACCAAUAUUAUAUAACUUAUUUUUGUUGCCAUGGCUAGUUAACAGUAGAAGAUAAGAGAAGUGAAAUGUGUGAGAUGAGCGGAUAGGAUGAACGUUUAAUAUUAAAUAAAUUCCCCUUAAGAAAUUUUAA
Polistes canadensis is the source of this 3146-nucleotide messenger RNA. RefSeq names its product putative ATP-dependent RNA helicase DHX30. Lineage: Eukaryota; Metazoa; Arthropoda; Insecta; Hymenoptera; Vespidae. The transcript has 10 exons. Gene Ontology annotation, molecular function: ATP binding; DNA helicase activity; G-quadruplex RNA binding. Bases 204 to 2882 code for a protein of 892 amino acids. Gene Ontology annotation, cellular component: intracellular anatomical structure; nucleus; cytoplasm. The record is from RefSeq and is a predicted model, not a curated record.